CACCACUUCCCGAGUAGUGCAGCCUUUUCUAGUAAAAAGAAACUCAGACCAACCUUCACAAGCAGGUAUCGGAGGUGUUGUGCAUUCACUCUGUGUCGACUCGGCACUGCAUCAACAUGUCCUUUCAGCGUCCUUAUCUGAAUCCGAACCUGCCAUUUACUGGCUGUAUCCAAGGAGGUCUGUUUGAAGGGAAGGCCAUCACUCUGACAGGACGAGUUCUAGCAGGAGCAGAGAGGUUUUUUGUGAAUCUGCAAUGUGGCACUAACACAUCCAGUGAUAUCGCCCUCCACUUCAACCCACGCUAUGUGGGUAGCUCGGGUCAUGUGGUGUGUAACACGCUGCAGAAUUCCUGCUGGGGUUCAGAGCAACGGACCAACCACACCCCACUACCUAAAGGCUUCAACUUCACCCUCACCUUCCUGGUUAACCGAGACUCCUAUUCGGUGAUAGUGAACGGCAGCAAUUUCCUGGAGUACUUGCACCGCCUCCCCGUCUCCCGUGUGAACGCCAUCUCAGUGGACGGAGGUGUAGAAAUCGUGUCCAUCGCUUUCCAGAACCCAGCUGCCUCGUGGAUGGCACAACCCUGCUUUGCAUACAAGGUGAAGUCUUCUUACGCUGCACCUGGUUUGUGUGCCACACCUCCUCCGUACAGUCCUCCACAGGCUUAUGUGCUGCCAUAUAAAACUAUUCUCCAGGCUGGACUUUACCCGGGCAGAGUCAUCACCGUGCAGGGUUGCAUCAACCACAAUGCUGACAAGUUCAGCAUCAACCUGCGUUAUAACUCUGGCAUUGCGCUCCACUUCAACCCGCGUUUCAACGAGAACGUAGUGGUGCGCAACAGCCUGCUGAAGGAGUGCUGGGGUAAAGAGGAGAGGAACGGUGGCAUGCCCUUCUACAGAGGCCAGCAGUUUAUGGUGAGCAUCACGUGCGACACUCAGUGCUACAGAAUCGCCGUGAACAGCACACAGAUGUUUGUCUACAACCACCGUCACUUCCUUCUUCAGGAAAUCGACGUCCUGGAGGUUGAGGGAAACCUCAGUGUGUGUUCUGUGACAGCUUGAAGGCUGAGGGAGGUCAUGAGGACGCUCUAAUGACAGAAACUGAUGUCCUUCAUACAAAUCAAAUACUUUGAUUCUUUUUUUUAUUGAAUUAUUGAAUAUUAAUAUAUUAAGGGAUUUUAUCAUUCUUUGUACCUGAACUAAGUUAUGCUCAUGUAAACAUUCAGUGACCUUCUUUUGUCCUAGUUAAAGUAAAGUUUAUUAAAUAGCAAAAGGUCCUGGUGAGUUGAUGUAGUUAUUAACUGUAA
Messenger RNA from Hemibagrus wyckioides, 1306 nucleotides. Its product is annotated as galectin-9-like. The transcript is spliced from 10 exons. The coding region runs from base 117 to 1061 and encodes 314 amino acids. Gene Ontology annotation, biological process: positive regulation of gene expression; negative regulation of type II interferon production; negative regulation of CD4-positive, alpha-beta T cell proliferation. Gene Ontology annotation, cellular component: cytosol; nucleus. Gene Ontology annotation, molecular function: carbohydrate binding; galactoside binding. The record is from RefSeq and is a predicted model, not a curated record. Lineage: Eukaryota; Metazoa; Chordata; Actinopteri; Siluriformes; Bagridae.